AAACAUAGGUUGAAAGUGGAAAGAAAAAAAAAAAGAAUUGGAAAGGGAGUGAGGUAGGGGUCAUCAUCAACCUGACCCCGUUUGUCUCCUCACAAGUAUAUCUUCGCACGUUAGGAACGUAGAUGCUAAUUUCAGUCCGUGUAUUUGGAAAAAGAGGUUGCAAAGAGCAAGAAACACCCUCUCUUCUUUUUUGCAUUUCCACUUCUUUCACUACACCAUCCAAGUUCCAACAUCAACUAAACUCCUUCUAUGUUCUAACUCUCUCUCACCCUCCAUAUUCCUCAACUUCAAAUUCUUUCUUUUCUAUACCAUUUUCUCUCACCAAAGUCAGCUUUACCUGAUUCCUUUGUUUAGUUUGAUUUAUUGUGAUUUCAUUGGUUCCUUUCUUACUUUAAGGAACAAGUGUGGCUAUAAUAUAACUCUGGUGUACAUAAUCACAUAGAUGAGGUGGUGUGGAGUUGGUUUAUUUUCAUUUGUUCUCCUUUUUUCUAACUUCAUAAAUGGUGAUAAUGAUUCAAAAUGUAAGUAGCUUAGGGAAAUAAAAGUUUGUGGAAACUGGGUAUUCAGCACUAUUUUUAAAAAAUAAAACUUUAGUCUAAUUUUUGGAAUCUGCAUUGGUUUCCAUAAGGAUUAAGUGGGAAGCAUGAAGAACUUAUACUGGUUCAAAGAGAUUUCUAACAACGUGAGAUCAGGGAGAAGGCUUUCACUAGGGGAAUACAAGAGAGCAGUGUCAUGGUCAAAGUAUUUGGUCUCUUCUGGGGCGGCCAUAAAGGGAGAAGGAGAAGAAGAAUGGAGUGCUGAUCUGUCUCAGUUGUUCAUAGGGUCAAAAUUUGCCUCUGGCAGGCAUAGCAGGAUCUACAGAGGCAUCUACAAGCACAUGGAUGUUGCAAUUAAGCUGGUGAGUCAACCUGAGGAGGAUGAGGACUUGGCUGUUUUGCUUGAGAAGCAAUUCACUUCUGAGGUUGCUUUGCUCUUUCGAUUGCGCCAUCCAAAUAUCAUUACUUUUGUUGCAGCUUGCAAGAAACCUCCUGUGUUCUGCAUAAUUACUGAAUAUUUGGCUGGGGGUUCCUUGAGAAAAUACUUGGUUCAGCAAGGGCCACAUUCAGUUACUCACAAAGUUGUUCUGAAAUUAGCUUUAGACAUAGCACGGGGAAUGCAAUAUCUUCAUUCUCAGGGUAUACUUCACAGGGAUCUCAAAUCAGAAAACCUGCUGUUGGGGGAAGAUUUGUGCGUAAAAGUAGCAGAUUUUGGGAUCUCUUGCUUGGAAUCUCAGACAGGCAGUGCAAAAGGAUUCACUGGAACAUACCGUUGGAUGGCACCUGAAAUGAUCAAAGAAAAGCGUCACACCAAGAAAGUAGAUGUCUAUAGUUUCGCCAUAGUUCUAUGGGAACUAUUAACAGGAUUGACGCCAUUUGACAACAUGACACCAGAGCAAGCAGCAUAUGCUGUGACUCACAAGAAUGAAAGGCCUCCGUUGCCAUGUGACUGUCCAAAGGCAUUUAGCCAUCUCAUCAACAGAUGCUGGUCAAGCAACCCUGAUAAAAGGCCACAUUUUAAUGAGAUAGUCACAAUUUUGGAGAGCUACAUUGAAGCACUUGAGCAGGAUCCAGAAUUUUUCUCUACUUACAAACCACGUCCUAAUAAUAUAAUUCUCAGAUGCUUAUCAAAAUGUAGUAAUAUAUUUGCUUCUUGCAAAGCUUAGCAUUCUCUUUCCGAUAAUGUAACAUGAAUUGUAUUAAAUCAAUCCCAAGAACCAAAAAUAUGUUUAAUUAAUAACUAUAUUAAUCCUCUUCCAUAUUA
Molecule: messenger RNA, 1800 nt
Organism: Glycine soja
Lineage: Eukaryota; Viridiplantae; Streptophyta; Magnoliopsida; Fabales; Fabaceae
Product: serine/threonine/tyrosine-protein kinase HT1-like
Exons: 3
Coding region: 644-1702 (352 amino acids)
Biological process (GO): protein phosphorylation
Molecular function (GO): protein kinase activity; ATP binding
Source: RefSeq, a predicted model, not a curated record